CCGGAGCAGGAAGCUUCCUCUCCGCCAGACUGCCAUGAGCACCGAGCAGUUACACCGCGAUGUCCACACCCUCCGACACCGCCAUGAAGACGUCGCCAGUCAGCAAGCGGAGCAACAGAGCAGCCGGUGAUUAGACUCAAGCUGGUAGUCUUCGCGCCAUGAAGGAGCUGAAGGGCUGCGGUAUGCGCUCCUCCGUUGGCUUCCUGUCCCGCCGAGAGAUGACCGGACAGCCGCUCAUGAAGGAGGAGUUCCAGAGGCGCAGGCUGGCCGGCUGCUCCAGCCUCUACAAGAAGGACAUGCUGGGACACUUCGGCUGCGUCAACGCCAUCGAGUUCUCCAACAACGGCGGCGAGUGGCUGGUGUCUGGUGGAGAUGACCGUCGAGUGUUGUUGUGGCACAUGGAGCAAGCCGUCCACGCUCGCUCCAAGCCGCUGAAGCUGAAGGGCGAGCAUCUGUCCAACAUCUUCUGCUUGGCCUUUGACAGCACCAACAAGAAGGUCUUCUCCGGAGGAAACGACGAGCAGGUGAUCCUUCACGACGUGGAGCGGAGGGAGACUCUCAACGUCUUCCUGCACAUCGACGCCGUGUACAGUCUGUCCGUAAGCCCCGUCAACGACAACGUCUUCGCCAGCUCGUCCGACGACGGACGCGUCCUCAUCUGGGACACUCGCGAGCCGCCACACGGAGAGCCGUUCUGCCUGGCCAGCUACCCGUCAGCCUUCCACAGCGUGAUGUUCAACCCCGUGGAGCCCAGGCUGCUGGCCACCGCCAACUCCAAGGAAGGUGUGGGAUUGUGGGACAUCCGCAAGCCACGCAGCUCGCUGCUACGCUACGGCGGCAGCAUGUCUCUGCAGAGCGCCAUGAGCGUUCGCUUCAACAGCACGGGCACGCAGCUGCUGGCUCUGCGGCGCCGCCUGCCGCCCGUCCUCUACGAGCUGCACUCACGCCUGCCCAGCUUCCAGUUUGACAACCAGGGCUACUUCAACUCCUGCACCAUGAAGAGCUGCUGUUUCGCAGGCGACAGAGAUCAGUACAUCCUGUCUGGGUCGGAUGACUUUAACCUCUACAUGUGGAAAAUCCCCAGGGACCCUGAAGCGGGAGGCCCAGGUCGUGUGGUGAACGGGGCCUUCAUGGUCCUGAAGGGUCACCGCUCCAUCGUGAACCAGGUUCGCUUCAACCCCCACACCUACAUGAUCUGCUCCUCCGGGGUGGAGAAAGUAAUCAAGGUGUGGAGUCCGUAUCAGCAGCCCGACAGCCUUGGCGACCUUGAUGGCCACGUGGAGGACAAGUCCCGCAGCCUGUACACGCACGAGGAGUACAUCAGUCUGGUUCUGAACAGCGGCAGCGGUCUGUCCCACGACUACGUGAGCCAGUCCAUCCAGGAGGACCCUCGUAUGAUGGCGUUCUUCGACUCGCUGGUGCGGAGGGAGAUCGAGGGCUGGAGCUCAGACUCGGACAGCGACCUGAGCGAGGAGGCCAUCAUGCAGCUCCAUGCUCGCGGCCGCCGCUCCGCCCGCGCGACGGCAGCGACUCCGCCCGCGCCCUCGGCCGCAGGUCACCGCAGCGACUCCGAGAAUUCCAGCUCCUCCUCCCUGGCGGGACCGGAACCCUCCGGAGGCGAGGAGCGAGCCGGCACAGAGAGCGAGGGGCGGUCCAGAAGGCGGAGCAGACCUCAACGGCAGCAGUCGGGCUUCCAGGUGAACGACGACUCGGACUCCAGCGAGUUCUGGCUGGACCCCAUGCCGCGUCCUCGCUCCCCGAGCCCCCGGGACUACGCCACCCUCUCCAUACCGUCCUCCACCUCCCCCUCGCUCCUCGCCGGGGCCUCCAGCUCCUCGGCGACCACGUCCAGCUCCAGCAGCGAGGACGAAGAACGGCGCAGCGCAGUGAGGCGCCGCAAUGUGAUGAGGCGACACCGUCGUAUGCACGCAGUCUCUCGGGCCGGGGAGCGACCUGACUCGGUGCAGGCCUUGUUCUCCGCCAUCGACUCCUGUAGCUACCCAUCCAUCUCGGUGGACGACCUGACGUCCUCGUCGGGUGAGGAACAGAACGCCUUGCAGAUGGAGGAAAAACGUCUCAUUCUGGCAGACUUUGUGUGCGGUAGCCCCGUCAUGUCCCCCGCCAGUCUGAACGGGAACCAGCGGACCGAAGGGAUGGCGGAGUCCAACCCAGAGGGGGCGGCGUGCAGCGGCGUGACUCAAAGCGGCCCAGGAGUCUAUGGGCGGCACCGAACCACGGCGCCAGGCGACAGCGCCUCCGUUGUGUCAGAGGAAGAGGACGGCGUCAUGGCGGCCGAGAGGCUGAAAGCAGGCACACAGAAACGGACCCACGUGGGACCAGAAGAAGGAGACGGCGGGUCAUCGCCCUCGGAGAAGAAGCUGAAAACUUAGCGAGCGCACUCCUUUGCCACUUUUGUCGUCAUUACUUUUUUCCUGCUGACAAAAGCAGUCGUCACACAAGCACCGCCCACAACGUGGAGCUGCUAGACUGAUGGAGGACUUUUUUUUUUUUUUUUGACAACUUGAGCGUACGUGAAGGAUGAUUUUAGUUUGAUACGAUGCAUUCGAUGUUUCUGCUGUGUUGACCCCGCCCCUGAGGCAGCCAUCUUCCUUUUCCUUCCAUUAAAAAGCCUCAUUUCUUCUCCCACACUUCCUUCCUUCAGCAUUUCAGCUCCCAAUGCUAACUCAUGCUAAAGUCUCCUUGGGAACUGGCGUCGCUCUCGUUUGUACCAUUUUCAUGGAGGUAAUAGUCGCUGGAGUUUCACUAAUAUGCUGCCCCCUACUGGCAAAGUGCCAGAGGUGUCACAUAUUGGUGUAUUUUUGAUUAAAAACAAAAAAAUCGGGUACCUCUGUUUUUGCAGCUCAUUCGUUUCAAAAGGAUGAAAACCUUUCCUAUAGGAAAUAUUGCAAAUCCAAUUAAUGAUUAUUAAUUAUAGUAAUACAUAUUAAUUAUAUUAUUUAUUCAUAAUUUAAAUUAAUUACUGUGAACAAAAAUCCAGAAAAAUAGAAUAAUUCUGCUUAUACAUUUAAAAAGUGUAUUUAGAAGGUGGUUUACAGGUUUUCUAUGUCUUAUUUUCUCUUGUGUCUACUAUAUUGGGUAAUAGGAGUGUAAAGGUGACUAUAGGGGUGUUAUUUCAUGUCUAGAGGGCUCUAAUCAUGUUAAAAAGCCUAUUCAAAAGGUCUAGAAGGAAUCUGAUGGUGGAAUUCACUUAUGGUUGGAUCUGGAACCAAUUAUAUUUCAACUCUGCUACUAAAAUGACGUUUUCUUUCCAAAAUAUUGCGUGUUUAUUCUCGUAAAAUUGCCUGUUUUCUUGUUCGAAUAUGAUUUUUUUUCUUUUAAUAUUCUGCCGCUAUUUCCUUAAAAUGAUAGCCCUUCUCAUUUCUCUUUCUCUUUUCUUGACUAUAUAAGCUAUUAUAUGAACGAUAUGCAACAAUAUGCUAUUAAAGUGACAUUAUUUUUCCUCAUAUUAUGGCCUAAAUCUUGUAAAAUUGCGACUUUCUCGUUGGAUUACUUUUUUUCUCUCUAAAUAUUUAGACUUCAUUCCUAUAUAACUUUUGCCUAACCUAAUUUCCCACAAGUUACAAUUUACUACUUUUAAAACUAUACAGUAGUACCUCGCAUAACAUAAACCUCCUUUUACGUAAAUUCCACUGAACAUAAAGAAUUUAUGUAAAGUUUUUGCUUCGUAUUACAGAAGAAAUUCCAUAUAACAUAAAGCGUCAAGUCAGUGCAAGUCUUUUUUUUUUUUUUUUCCAAUCAACUUUAUUAAUGCCUCAAGUCGGUGCAAGUUCAGACUAACACUUGGUGACGCCUUCUGACGCAUCACGCUCUCAUUGGCUGAUUUUCGAGGCACCGCCUCCGCUCUCAUCUCAUUGAUUGAUUAUCAGGGCACCGCCUCUGCUCUCAUCUCAUUGGCGGAGUUAUACAGCACGUACGUGAAUUUGUGUGAGACAGGCUUGUCUCUUCAAACUCCUUCCUCUUGGUAGUCCCCCUGAAACUAACUUUUAAAUUAACGAACAAUUAAGUUAAGUUACAAAUUAAAAUUUUGCACACAGCAUUAUCGUGUAGUGCGUGUGUGUUUGUCUGUGAGACCAGCUGACUCUUAGACUCUUUGAGUCGCGUUUCGCCUCAGGCUAGUCCUCCUCCUCCUUCCUGCCUCCACUUGCGCUCCUGAUCAAGACAUCUCGUGAACGGUAGGAUUGUUUCUGUUUUUCAAUUUUAUUCAUUUACAGUAAUCUUAUUUAUUACCUUAUUUUAGAUUGGAAUGUUACUCUACUAUGUUUAUGCUAACGUUUUCUUAUAUUUACCCACCAUAUUUGGUGGACUUUGAAUAUUUUGAAGGGCCAAAGGUGUGAGUUUGGGAAGAUCUUGGAACGGAUUAGGCUAUUUACAUGUAUUUUACACUUCCUAUAACAUAAAAUCCCUAUAACAUAAAGGUUCUCGGAAAGGAUUAUUUACAUUGUAGGGGCGUCUACUGUACUUUUUUCGACGCUAGUAAAAUGAUUUUCCCUCCUAUUACAAGUUUAUUCUUGUAAAAUUGCCUAAUUUUUUUGUCAUUACAAUAUGAACUUUUCUCUUAAUAUUUUGACUUUAUUCUCAUAAAAUUACAGCCUUUUUUCGCUUCUGCGAAAUGUAAAAUGUACCAAAUGUUAAUUUCUCCGAAUAUUACGUUAUUCUCAUAAAAUUGCGGCUUUUUUACAGUUAGAUGACUUUCUUGCUCUGAAUUUGCAAAUGAUAUACAACAUAUCCACUGCUCUUGUGUGGCUUGUGUGACCUUUGCCAACGUGUUGAUUGAUAUUGAAUGGUUCUCUUAAGAGCACGAUAAGAACCGAUUUCCGUUUGCAUACAAGAACUGCUCCUUCUUCUAACAUACAGUCAAACCUGUCUUAGCAGCCACGGCCACCUGCCUAUGGCAGCCACUGAAAAAUCCCCCCCAGCAAAUGUACAUGUUAUAGACCCUGUGUAUAGCAGUCACCUGUCCAACGCGGCCAGCGGCCACCCAUUUUGUCUCCCUUGGUCAAUAUCUGACUGCAUAUAGCGGCCAAAUUACAGACUCAAGCAGAAGCUUCAUGCACGAAAAAGUUUCAUUUUUCAAUCAAUAAAGCCGUCGAGUGUAGACUUUAAUUACUGAGUCCUAGCUCAGUCACAAUCAUUCACAAGAUCCACACAAACUGUCAGUUGUUCCACAUAAAAAGCCGUCUUCUUUUGAGCUUGCUAUUUCCUGGUCAAACAUGUAACUUUAAGAGCAUUUGCACCAAAACAUUACCGCAAAGUAGGCUGGGAACAGGACGUGCUCCCAGCGACGCUACAAUA
Molecule: messenger RNA, 5313 nt
Organism: Dunckerocampus dactyliophorus (ringed pipefish)
Lineage: Eukaryota; Metazoa; Chordata; Actinopteri; Syngnathiformes; Syngnathidae
Gene: dcaf5
Product: ddb1 and cul4 associated factor 5
Exons: 9
Coding region: 159-2390 (743 amino acids)
Biological process (GO): negative regulation of fatty acid biosynthetic process
Cellular component (GO): Cul4-RING E3 ubiquitin ligase complex; cytoplasm
Molecular function (GO): protein binding
Source: RefSeq, a predicted model, not a curated record